AUGGAGAGCUGGAUGUGGGGUACCUGCAUCCUCUGCUUGCUGAGACAGUUGGGAGUCGCAUGGGGCCAUGGGCUCCCAGAAUGUGACUUCAUUGCCCAGCUGAGAGAGGAUGAGCGUGCCUGUGUGCAGGAGGCAGAGGAGACACCCAACGCCUCCCUGAUCUGCCCUAGGACAUGGGAUGGUCUGCUGUGCUGGCCGACAGCAAUCUCUGGCGAGUGGGUGACUCUUCCCUGCCCCGAUUUCUUCUCUCAGUUCAGCUCAGAGCCAGGGGCAGUGAAGAGGGAUUGUACGGCCCAAGGCUGGUCAGAGCCCUUCCCACCCUACCCUGUAGCCUGCCCGGUGCCCUUGGAGCUGCUGGUGGAGCAGAAGUCUUACUUCUCCACUGUGAAGGUCAUCUACACUGCUGGCCACAGCAUCUCCAUCGUCGCCCUCUGUGUAGCCAUUUCCAUCCUGCUUGCUCUCAGGCGGCUCCACUGUCCCCGUAACUACAUCCACACCCAGCUGUUUGCCACCUUCAUCCUCAAGGCGUGCGCCGUGUUCCUGAAAGACGCUGCCCUCUUCGGUGACAGUGACACCUCAGACCACUGCGGCUUCUCCAAUGUCCUGUGUAAGGUUUCAGUGGCUGCCUCCCACUUUGCCACCAUGACCAACUUCAGCUGGCUGCUGGCAGAAGCCGUCUACUUGAGCUUCCUCUUGGCCUCCACUUCUCCGGGCUCCAGGACAGCCUUCUGGUGGCUGGUCCUUGCAGGCUGGGGGUUCCCCAUGCUCUGCACGGGCAUCUGGGUGAUCUGCAAGCUGGCCUUUGAGGACGCUGCGUGCUGGGACUUGGACGACAGCUCCCCCUACUGGUGGAUCAUCAAAGGGCCCAUCGUGCUCUCUGUGGGGGUGAACUUUGGGCUGUUUCUCAAUAUUAUUCGCAUCCUGCUGAGGAAGCUGGAGCCAGCACAGGGGACUCUCCACACCAAGUCUCAGUACUGGAAACUCUCCAGGUCCACACUUCUCCUCAUUCCACUCUUUGGGAUUCACUACAUCAUCUUCAACUUCUUGCCUGACAGUGUUGGCCUGGGCGUCCGCCUCCCCCUGGAGCUGGGACUGGGCUCCUUCCAGGGCUUCGUUGUUGCUGUCCUGUACUGCUUCCUCAACCAAGAGGUGAAGAAUGAGAUCUUGCGAAAAUGGCAUGGUCAGGACCCUGAACUUCUGCCGGCUCGGAGAACCUGUGCCAAGUGGGCGAUGCCUUCUGGCUCAGGGAUGAAGGUGCUGACUUCUGUGUGCUAG
Molecule: messenger RNA, 1275 nt
Organism: Perognathus longimembris pacificus (Pacific pocket mouse)
Lineage: Eukaryota; Metazoa; Chordata; Mammalia; Rodentia; Heteromyidae
Gene: Ghrhr
Product: growth hormone releasing hormone receptor
Exons: 13
Coding region: 1-1275 (424 amino acids)
Biological process (GO): adenylate cyclase-activating G protein-coupled receptor signaling pathway; positive regulation of cell population proliferation; cell surface receptor signaling pathway
Cellular component (GO): plasma membrane
Molecular function (GO): peptide hormone binding; G protein-coupled peptide receptor activity; growth factor binding
Source: RefSeq, a predicted model, not a curated record